AUGCGUCGCCACAGCACCAAGACUGGAGUCGCUCUGCCUCCAGUGGGCCAAGGUCCAGAGGCUUGUCAGAUGCUCACUCGAGCUCAGCUCGGCCAGGAUCCCCCACAGAGAACCGUGCUAGGGGUGUUGACUGAAAAUGAACAGUACAGGAGGACCUGUGGCCAGGAGAUUACAACAGUCAGAUGUUUUGCUGGAUCAGAAAAUGUCUUCCCUGUGGCUGGAAAGAAAGUGCUCCCUGACUCUGGGGUCAACGAGCCAGCCAAGCAUGGAUUUGACAUCUAUAUGGAUGAGCCUGAACAGGGGGGCCGUGACAGCUGCCCAGGGAGAGAGGGGAUAGUGUUUGAGGAUGUGUACGAAGUAGACACAAGUAUGCUGAAAUCGGACCUCCACUUCCUGCUGGAUUUCAACACAGUUUCCCCAAUGCUGGUCGACUCCAAUGCCCAUGCCCAGUCGGAGGAAGCGGCGGAUUUUGGUUCAGACGUGAUUAAUGUAACAGAAUAUGCCGAAGAGAUUCAUCGCUACCUGCGAGAAGCCGAAGUAAGACACAGACCCAAGGCCCACUACAUGAGGAAGCAGCCGGACAUCACGGAGGGCAUGCGCGCCAUCCUGGUGGACUGGCUGGUGGAGGUUGGGGAAGAAUAUAAACUUCGCACAGAGACCCUGUACUUGGCUGUCAACUUCCUGGACAGGUUUCUUUCCUGCAUGUCUGUUCUGAGAGGGAAGUUGCAGCUUGUCGGGACAGCGGCUAUUCUCCUGGCUUCGAAAUAUGAAGAGAUCUACCCGCCCGAUGUGGACGAGUUUGUCUACAUCACGGACGACACGUACACAAAGCGGCAGCUUCUGCGGAUGGAGCAUCUGCUACUGAAAGUUCUCGCAUUUGAUCUGACCGUUCCAACCACCAACCAGUUUCUCCUUCAGUACUUGCGGCGGCAAGGAGUGUGCAUCAGGACUGAGAACCUGGCUAAGUAUGUUGCAGAACUGAGCCUUCUCGAAGCUGACCCAUUCUUGAAAUAUCUUCCUUCCUUGGUAGCUGCAGCGGCUUACAGCCUGGCAAACUACAUUGUGAACAGGCACUUCUGGCCAGAAACGCUUGCUGCAUUUACGGGCUAUUCAUUAAGUGAAAUAGUGCCUUGCCUGAGUGAGCUGCACAAAGCCUGCCUCAGUAUACCCCACCGACCUCAGCAAGCCAUCAGGGAGAAGUACAAGACUUCAAAGUACCUGCACGUGUCCCUCAUGGAGCCACCUGUAGUUCUUCCCCUGCAGUGA
Molecule: messenger RNA, 1266 nt
Organism: Chionomys nivalis (European snow vole)
Lineage: Eukaryota; Metazoa; Chordata; Mammalia; Rodentia; Cricetidae
Gene: Ccna1
Product: cyclin A1
Exons: 8
Coding region: 1-1266 (421 amino acids)
Biological process (GO): regulation of cyclin-dependent protein serine/threonine kinase activity; mitotic cell cycle phase transition
Cellular component (GO): cyclin A2-CDK2 complex; nucleus; cytoplasm
Molecular function (GO): cyclin-dependent protein serine/threonine kinase regulator activity
Source: RefSeq, a predicted model, not a curated record